AUGGAGUCUAGUAGUAUCCUGGAUUCUCUCGGAGUAGAGAUAAUCGGCGUGAUGGCUCCGGUCUCCAUCUGCAUGUUCCUCGUCGUCCUUCUCACCUACUCUCUCUCCGUCACCUCCGACCUUCAGAUCCGCAGCGCCGCCAACCUCGUGUACAUGGAGAAUCCCUCUGACUCCACCACCGUCAAGCUCGAAGGCAGCCUCGCCAACGCCAUCGUCUUCGUCGUCCUCGUCGCCGCCGUCACUUUCGUCAUCGUUCUCCUCUUCUACUACAAGUUCACCAAUUUCCUCAAGCAUUACAUGCGCUUCUCCGCCUUCUUCGUCCUCGGUACGAUGGGAGGCGCAAUUUUCCUGUCGAUUAUCCAACAUUUCUCCAUCCCUGUUGAUUCCAUCACCUGCUUCAUAUUGCUCUUCAAUUUCACGAUUCUGGGGACUUUGUCUAUGUUCGCCGGUGGGAUACCGAUUGUGCUGAGACAGUGUUACAUGGUUGCUAUGGGGAUAGUUGUAGCAGCUUGGUUCACUAAAUUCCCUGAAUGGACUACUUGGUUUAUGCUGGUGGCUCUAGCUUUGUAUGAUCUGGUUGCUGUUUUGGUUCCUGGUGGGCCACUUAAGCUCUUGGUGGAGCUGGCUUCGAGCCGCGAUGAGGAACUCCCUGCCAUGGUUUAUGAAGCUAGGCCUACUGUCUCGAGCCACCAAGGGAGAAACCGUGGCUCUAGCUUAAGGGCUUUGGUUGGUGGUGGUGGUGCGGUUUCAGAUUCUGGAUCAGUAGAGCUGCAAGCAGUUGGGAAUCAUGAUGCAACUCGUAACGUGGAUUACAAUGCUAUUGCGGUGAGGGAUGUAGACAAUGUAGUUGAGAGGUCACCACCUGUGGUUGAAAUUCCAAGGGAAGGGCACUUUGCAUCUGCUGUAUCAUCCUCUGAGCUCUCAACAGCAGUCGGAAGCAGAGGAGAAAUUGUUGUUGCAGACGAAGAAAUGUCUCCUCUGGUUGAGUUGAUGGGUUGGGAAGACAAUAGGGAAGAUGAGAGUUUUGAAAAAGGAAUCAAGCUUGGUCUUGGAGACUUUAUAUUCUACAGUGUGCUUGUUGGUAGAGCAGCAAUGUAUGAUCUGAUGACGGUGUACGCGUGUUACCUUGCGAUCAUCUCGGGACUUGGGUGCACUCUUAUUCUGUUGUCAGUGUACAACAGGGCUCUUCCUGCGCUUCCCAUAUCCAUCAUGCUGGGUAUUGUUUUUUACUUCUUGACGAGAUUGUUGAUGGAGCCGUUUGUUGUGGGGAUGGCUACAAACUUGAUGAUGUUCUGA
Microthlaspi erraticum is the source of this 1296-nucleotide messenger RNA. NCBI's taxonomy places the organism in Eukaryota, Viridiplantae, Streptophyta, Magnoliopsida, Brassicales, Brassicaceae. The record is from the annotation of a GenBank genome assembly.